UUAUUGCUUUAGAAAAAUAACGAUAUCCGUUAAAACAUAGCAAUAUAACAUUGUGGGGGAUAUAUUUCCAAUAUUCUUUCUAGUUGAAAAUUGAAAUCGAGGGUUAGGCGGUCAGUAGCAAUAAUUAAAUCGAAGUGUAGAAACGAGUAAAAAUUCGAUAAAGUGCAAUAUAUCGUCAUACAAGACAAAAAAACAACAAACACGAGAAGAAAAACUUACAAAACACCCCGCACAUACACAAUAAAACAGAAUCAUGUCUGAUGCACAGAGCGAUAACCCAAUCUACGGACCCUUCUUCGGAGUCAUGGGAGCAGCCUCAGCCAUCAUUUUCAGUGCUCUGGGAGCCGCCUAUGGUACCGCUAAAUCAGGAACUGGUAUCGCUGCCAUGUCAGUGAUGCGACCAGAAUUGAUCAUGAAAUCUAUCAUUCCCGUUGUCAUGGCUGGUAUUAUUGCCAUUUACGGUUUGGUCGUAGCUGUCCUUAUUGCUGGUGCUUUGGAAGAGCCCUCAACUUACACACUGUACAAGGGUUUCAUUCAUUUGGGUGCCGGUUUGUCGGUAGGUUUCUCUGGUUUAGCGGCAGGUUUUGCGAUCGGUAUUGUUGGUGAUGCUGGUGUAAGAGGUACAGCACAGCAGCCGCGUCUCUUCGUCGGUAUGAUUUUGAUUCUCAUUUUCGCUGAAGUAUUGGGUCUGUACGGUCUUAUUGUUGCCAUUUACUUGUACACAAAAUAAAUUAAUUCAACAAUUAAAACCACAAAUCCAACAUCCACAUCAACUAAAAACAAAAAUAUGCAAAAAAAAUCAACCAACCAAACAAUCAUUAAAAAUGCAACAAGCAACAUCCAUCAAAGAAAUUUGUAAUAAUAUAAACGCAGCAACAACCAAACAAAGCCAAGGCGAGCAGGAUCAGCGACAAGUAUUAGAGUAAAAGUAGCUGGCAAACAAUGGUAAAAGCAGCAGCAACAGCAGCAGCAGCAGCAGAUCUCAAGCAGAGCCACAAGAAUUGCUUGUAAAAAAGCCAAAAUGAAAAUAAAGUUCUACGAAUGGCUGAUUUUUAGUAUUGAAAUAUUCAUAACGUCGAUGAAAGGAAGAGACAAACGAGUUGUUGCGAGACAGUAUUGCUUUACAAAAUGUCACAACAUUCUGUAUUUGCCUCGAGCCGCACACAAUUUCGUCUAUAUGUAUGUCUAUAUAUAUAUAUAACCCAGCUUUAUUCUAUUUAUGUUACGUUACUUUAUGAUUUUAAUUUAUUUUUUGGGGAACUAAGACCAUUAUCAACAAUCAAAACAAAAAAUUACAACAAUUUAUAUUUGUAUAUACAUAAAGUAACCAAGUGUUAAACUAAAAAGAAGUCUGGGUUUCUUUUUUCGCCGUGAUUGCAAUGGGAAUAAAGUAACUACGGAAAUGUUAUUUAUAUUUCAACACUUACACAACUGCGGUUGCACCGGAGAGCUAACGAUCGCAACAAACGUCGCUGCCAAUGUUUUUUUUGUUUUGUUUUUAGUUACCGUAUUUCGUAAAAAAAAAUAUUUUUGCUGUGAGUUUAAAAAUUGCUUCCUCUUGUUGUCACGUGUUUAUGCGUUUAUAUUACUAGCGAUUUUCUAAUUCGUUAAUGUUUUUUCUGAUAUUUCCUUUUUGUUUCUGUGUAAUUAUAAUUAUAAAUAUUUUUCAACAACGUUUAUUGUUGUUGUUUAAAGAAAAACUUGCGUAUUCAAAGUAGAAAAUGAAAACAUAAAUACUACAAACCAAAAGCAAAAGCAGUAAAAGUUAAAAAGCAAACGGGAAUGGAAUCAACCAACCAACCAACAAACUUAUUAAAUAAAAUGUACAUGUAAAUUUAAAUUUAAAAUUAAUAUUAAAUUUAAUUAAAUUUAAAUAAAGAAAACAAAGAAACAGUA
This is a messenger RNA of Bactrocera neohumeralis, 1896 nucleotides long. It is a transcript of the gene Vha16-1, whose product is annotated as V-type proton ATPase 16 kDa proteolipid subunit c. The record is from RefSeq and is a predicted model, not a curated record. Gene Ontology annotation, biological process: proton transmembrane transport. The transcript is spliced from 4 exons. NCBI's taxonomy places the organism in Eukaryota, Metazoa, Arthropoda, Insecta, Diptera, Tephritidae. Bases 254 to 730 code for a protein of 158 amino acids. Gene Ontology annotation, cellular component: proton-transporting V-type ATPase, V0 domain. Gene Ontology annotation, molecular function: proton-transporting ATPase activity, rotational mechanism.